CUACAGGAUCGGGAUAAGCUGGAUCAUGUCCAGGGCGUGCUAGUCACAGCCCGGCCGGCGGCAGUGCAGACCACUACUCUCCUGCUGCCCAUUGAUGAGCUCUCCAAUACACCCUCGCUGGCCUCUAGCGUGAACAGCGCCAAGGUGAAGUUCCUCGAUGAUCCACAGUCGAAUGACUCUGGCAUCUCGGCCUCCUCGCAGAGCAACAACAACCUCGAAGCCAAGCAGCAGCAGCCGCUCAAGCUGACUGUGGUCACCCGCCAGGAACAGCGUUACAUUGGACCCAACUGCUCCAACAUGACACCGGAGCCGCCGCUGCAGACCAGAACCAUUUCCAUGCCGCAGCUGAGCGGCCUGCCUACCAAGGGCGUGAUUCAGCGGCUUAUAGCCUCCCAUGGCAAGCUGGUGACACCCAAUAUUCCCCUGCGGGACUCGGAGGGCAGGCCUUUGCGUCGAGGCUAUGUGCCCGUCUAGCGGAAGGUCCAGCGGGAGCUUCAGGAUCUCAAGUCGCGCGAGACGGGCAGGCAGAACACACUGAAGGCUUCGCUGGACAAGCUGCGAGUACAGGACAAGGCUUUUAAGAAUCGUACUCUUAUCAUCUUACAGUUUUCCUCUCCAGCCAACUCAGCACUCUGAGGUGGAGCACUGCUAUGGAUCCGGAAAACUGCGCAAUGCUUAGUCCA
Messenger RNA from Drosophila serrata, 683 nucleotides. RefSeq lists its product as uncharacterized. NCBI's taxonomy places the organism in Eukaryota, Metazoa, Arthropoda, Insecta, Diptera, Drosophilidae. The record is from RefSeq and is a predicted model, not a curated record.